GUGGCAUGAGAUCACGCCUACCACUAUUCCGGGAAUGACGAGGAAGCAGCAGUCCUGACUCCUGGCCGAGCCCCGGUUAUAGCUCCCAGCUUGGAGCAUGAUCUCAUUCACAGGCGCCCGCUUUAUAUAUAAGCAAAGUUGAGGCUGCCAAACUCAUUAGACGCGUGCAGUUGGCUACCGAGCAAACUCAGCUACAUUCAGGGAGUUCUAACAACCAUCCACAACAUGGUGAUGCUGCGAGUUGAAGAUCUGGUGACCGGCAAGAAGAGCUCGGGUACAGCCGGCGGCUGGGAGGCAGCUUCGCGCAGGGUGCAAGAGGAAUAUGGAAACGGAGGAUACUCUUCCGCGGUGGCGAUCGAGAAACAAGAUGACCUGAAGACUCAGACAGAGCCAUUCCCCUUCAUACCCAGCCACAAGCAUCAGAAGGAGAAACUCCAGCCUGUGGCUCACAGCAAGAAUAUAAAAUCGCUGGACCAGAGGCUGAAGCUUGAAACUCUAGAUGAUCUUCAAUUCAUCGUGCGGUUGAAAAAGAAGAAGAAAUCCAAGACUAUUGUCGCGGAGCCACCAAAGGAGCAAGAACCCGAAAUUAUAAGUGAAGUUGUGGAUGUGGAAACGUUCUGGAAGGCAGCACUGGAGAACAAGCCGCAGGUGGUGGACAAAUACCUGGCCGAUGGCGGCCUGCCCGAUGCGUGUGACCAGUUUAACAGGACCGCCCUGCAUCGUGCUUGCUCAGAGGGAAAUGAGGAGAUUGUGCUGAAACUCUUGAACGCCGGAGCCUCCAUGGAGUUUCGCGACAUGCUCAACGGGACAGCGGUGCAUUGGUCUUGCCGCGGUGGAAGUCUGGAAGUUUUAAAAACAUUGUUAAAUAAAGACGCAGCUGUUAAUGCCAGAGACAAGUUAUGCAGCACUCCUUUGCACGUCGCUGUCAGAACCGGACAUUAUGAAUGUGCUGAGCAUCUCAUUGCGUGUGGAGCAGAUCUGAAUGCCAGAGACAUGGAAGGAGACACGCCUAUGCACGAUGCAGUGCGACUGAGCCGUUACCGACUAAUGAAGCUGCUGAUGAUUUACGGAGCCAAACCCACAUUAAAAAACUGCAAUGGACAAACACCACUAGACCUGGUUCUUCAGUGGCAAACUGGCACCAAGGAAAUACUUAACCAAUUUGUGGAAACCUCGCAUGCUUCAUCAAAAUGAAGCUUGUUGCAUUGAAGAAUAAAGUGACCUUCUUUCCUUCACCCCCAAGGAUGCCAGGUGCAUUCUUAUGCUCCAAGUUUGUGAGAACUUCAACACAUUCAUUAGAUGCACAAUAUUUGAAUUGUUCAAUAAUGAAAGCUCAAUAUAACAAAAUCUGUGAAAUUGCUUCAGUUCAUGAAUAAUGACAAUGAACUUGGACAAAUGGAAAGUGAAGAUUUUUUUUUGGUUAAUGAAGGCUGAGAUUUCUGCUGACUUUCAACGGUCAGUAACAAGGUUUAUUCUGAAAGUAGGAAAUUGAUGGAACACGAAUGGGGAACACUGAAAAAUGGAAAGUCAGAGUGGUCUGCCUGUACAGGACUGAUGUUUUAGAUAUAAUGAGAGGGAUUAGGUGCCUUAACAAUUUAAUAUUUUAUAAUCAAUUAGUAGUGAAACUACGUCAAGGUUACCAUCCCUCCAUAUAUCGAUUAAGAUGGAAAUUCUGCUGUCAAAAGUAAUUUCUUAAAAGAUAGCUGGAUUUGAAACUGGGUUCUUGGAUGGAAUGUAGGUAUAUGUGAGACAUGUAUGUGGAAAGACAAUCAGCAAGAAUAGAUGACAAUAUAAACUGCAAGUGUCAAAGUGAUGGACUGUAUUUAUGAUGUAAAAUUUGUACAUUUGUUUUACAUGUGUAAAUUUUGUAAACAUUAAGUAUUUAGUAUAAUUUAUCUGCAACCAGAGAAACAAGGUUGCUUUUGAUGAUAGGAUAUGAUUCCAAAGCGUGGAUUAAAAUAUGUAUUUUCUAUCAUACUGGUGAUAAAGGACUAUAAUAGGAGGAUACUGUGUAAUAGGAUACUGGUGAUAAAGGCCUAUAAUAGGACAACUCUCCGACUUUGAUAGUGGUUCCUCAGGGCAGGAAGACUUUAGAAUUUGAUACAUCAAAUCAAAGGUAAUCUGGCCAAAGGGAACGUAACGUAACUGAAGUACAAAUGUGACCAACAUCAUUGGUCAUAGUUCAGCUCAUGCAUCCACUUGGUGAUUUGGGAUGUUUGUGGGUGGUUUGCCUGGGAAUACAUGUGAUCUGAAGUAGCAUUGUGGAGUCUCAUAAUGAUUGCCUCAUGUCUAUUGCUCACAUUAAGUUAGAAUUUCUCAACUUAUUUAAAAUUAUAUUGAUUUAUUUUAAAACAAUAUAUACUGCACUAUUUAUGCGCUGGAUUUAUUUAAACAAUGAAAACCAAAAUGUAAACAGAAUAAAAAUAAACGCAUGAUUGCGAUCUUUUCCAUCA
This is a messenger RNA of Amblyraja radiata (thorny skate), 2453 nucleotides long. Its product is annotated as ankyrin repeat domain-containing protein 1. Gene Ontology annotation, cellular component: nucleus. NCBI's taxonomy places the organism in Eukaryota, Metazoa, Chordata, Chondrichthyes, Rajiformes, Rajidae. Gene Ontology annotation, molecular function: RNA polymerase II-specific DNA-binding transcription factor binding. The transcript is spliced from 9 exons. The record is from RefSeq and is a predicted model, not a curated record. Gene Ontology annotation, biological process: regulation of transcription by RNA polymerase II. The coding region runs from base 226 to 1194 and encodes 322 amino acids.